AUGUUGGCUUUAAAGGACAAGUGUAUAAUAGAUGAGUGGGAGAUGGUUCUGCGCAAUCUCAAUGUUGUACACAAAGAAAGGAAAAGACUAACUUUGGAAGAAGUUGCCAGAGGUUAUUUCAAUGAACUUCUCAAUAGAAGCUUAAUCCCAGUGGUGCAGACUACAAUAGAGGGAAGACCUAAAGCAUGCCGAAUCCAUGAUCUUCUACGUGAAAUUAUUCUUUCCAAGUCGAGAGAGCAAAACAUUAUUACUUUGGCCAGCGAACUAGAUGCAAUAUGCCCAGAAAAAGUCCGACGCUUAGUAAUACAUGAUCCCUUACAAGAUGGACAAGAAAGCAAGUGUUUUCAUAGACUUCGGACUAGCAAGUGUUUUCAUAGACGUGGUCCUAAGUUGCUUAAGGUGUUAGAUUUAACAAAUGUUGUUGUGUUGGAAACAUUCCCAGAUGAAGUUUGUGAACUACUACAUCUUAGGUUUCUAAGCAUGAGGAAUACAUGGGUGCGUGUUAUUCCCAAAUCCAUUGGAAAGCUUCGGAACCUAGAGACUUUGGAUUUGAUAGGCACUAAAGUGGUUAAGUUGCCUGUCGAAAUAGGAAAGCUUCAAAAACUUUGA
Messenger RNA from Ilex paraguariensis (yerba mate), 609 nucleotides. NCBI's taxonomy places the organism in Eukaryota, Viridiplantae, Streptophyta, Magnoliopsida, Aquifoliales, Aquifoliaceae. The record is from the annotation of a GenBank genome assembly.